GCCGCUGUGUCCGCUCUCUGUGGGUCCUCUUUCUGUCCGGUUGCAAGCCCACAGGCAAGGUCACCGGAUAGGUAGGUGGAAGCUGCAGCUCAAUCCUCCCAGCUUUCGGGAGCAUUGAGGGACAAAUGCACUGAUGAGACCCGGGUAUGUCUGAGAUUUGGGGGAGAAAGGACGAAAGAGAAGGGCUAGCUUCAAUGACGUGCUUGUUCCCCGAACUCCCUAGGCUGGUGGCAGCAGGGAUGUCACUGCGGGGCGACAGUACUUCUCCGGAAGACUAACUUCACUGGCAGCAAAACUUUGUUCACGCUCUAGGCUCUGAAAGUUGCGAGCUGCCCCGGAGGUGGGGCAGAAGCCGCUCUGCUGUCGGGAGAAUCAAGGCUCUCAGCCAGCCCACGAACUUCAGAAAAUCUUAGUUUCUGUUCGGGACCUGGUUCUCAGGUGUUCUGGAGGCCGCGCCUCCCGCCCCUGGCCCUCCCCUUGGGAUCUAGCCCCAGGCCAUCCUCCUCCUCCCUCUCGUUCUUGGGCAGUCGCAGCUAAAAACUGGAGGCCCCAGGCUGAAUCUGCUCUCUGCUCUCCAACCUGUCUAGACUGAGCCAGGGAAGGCGAGCCCAGCGGGCGCUAUGCGCUCCUUCUGUUGCGGGAGUAGAUAAGUUUCCAUCGGAGUCUCUAGCACCGAGUCCCGGGGCUAGAUGGUGUCAUGGAGCCAUCCGGGGAGCAGCUGCAACGUUCCGGGGCCCCCAGCUCUACGCCUUCCGGAGAGCCCCCGCCCGUGGAGGGGCUGUCGGUCUCCGAGGUCCUCUGCGUGGAAGGUGGCACCUCGGAGACCCCGAUUGCUGACGCUCAACUCCAGGACACGUCUCUAUCGCCGCAGGAAGAGGCGGCUCUCUCGGAGCAGGAGGAGCUGCAGGAAUAUCGCCGCCCUCGUACACGCUCCUUCUCUUUGCCGGCCGACCCCAUCCUGCAGGCCGCCAAGCUCCUGCAGCAGCGGCAGCAGACCGGACAGCCAGGUCGGGAGGGUGUCGAGUUCCCGGCCGGGGACUGCUGCGCCAAGUGCAAGAAGCGCGUGCAGUUCGCAGACUCCCUGGGGUUGAGUUUGGCCAGCGUGAAGCACUUCAGUGAGGCGGAGGACCCGCAGGUGCCGCCCGCAGUGCUCUCACGUCUCCGCAGCUUCCCGCUGAGCGCCGAGGACCUGAAGCAGGUCGGGGGGUUUCUGGCGACGGCAAAGGUGCCCGCGUCCCUGUGGGUUCCUUGCGCCCAGCUCCGACCCCUCUUCCAGCUCCCGGGGCUGAGUGCUGUGGAGGAGCGCCUGCGGCGACAGCGAGUGUGUCUGGAGUCCGUGCAAUGCUCCCAACCGCCCGGUGCGGAGGUGACCGGCUCGGGUCGAGUGAUCAGCUGCCCCGGACCCAGGGCAGUGGUGGUGCGCUAUACCUUUACCGAGUGGCGCACCUUUCUGGACGUGCCGGCUGAGCUGCAUCCUGAGUCCCUGGAGCAGCCGCCUCCUGUACCUUCGGGACUCUCUGGACCAGGGGCUGAGGAUAGUGAGGAGGAGCCAGUCACAGAGCGUUUCUGCUUCUCGCUGGGUCUGCCACCAGGUCUGCAGCCCAAAGAAGGGGACGAUGCUGACGCUUGCGACGUCGCUAUCCAUUUUGCCAUCUGCUAUCGCUGCGAACAGGGCGAAUACUGGGAUAACAACGAGGGGGCCAACUACACCUUGCGCUAUGUGUGCUCCUCAGACCCGCUCUGAGUCCCGGAGCUUUGAGACAUGGAGAGAGGCUGACCAGCAUGCGAAGUUCAGCAAGGGCUCUCUGGGAACCUUGGCUGAGUGGCGCAGAUUUGGCAUUUAAACCAUAAACUCGCAGCACAGAUACACACACCAGCAAGCACAGUGGGUCUGGCAAUACUCUUUGGACUGACCUUUCUACUUGCGUUCUAGAACUCUCAGCCUGUAAUGGAAUAAGAAACACCCUAGUCCCCCAAGCAAACACUCUUUCCGAGAAAGGGGCUUUGGAACCCUGAACCAGGACCUGUGACCUUGGGAUUUGUUUCUAGUGAGAUGCCAUCCUUACAGCUUGAUGAAGACCUGCAGGGUAAGACAGGGCACCCCAACUCCCCGUGGGAAAGGAAAAACUUCGCUCGUGGAACCUUCACACCCAGGCUUGAUUCUCAGAAGGCUCUGUGGGUGCCGUUCAGCCUUUCCUUUUAACUGGGAUCUGGAGACAUCUUCCCAGACACAACACUAUUUUCUUCUGUGACUGGAUACAAAUGUGCUUUUAAAAAGUAAAGGCCACGUGUGCAUAAUUUCACUCUGUGCUUCCUGUUUUACCUUCUGAGGGCUUGGGUUUGGGGAGGCCUUGGCAAUCAGGGGAUGCUCAGCUGACGACAUGGACACGGGGACAAGCGUGAAACAACAGCAUUGAUACGUUUUCUCCCUGACGUGGAAGAGUCCAAGGUCCCCACACUGGGAAAAGGGGUCUUCAAGAUGCGCAAAAAGUGUCCUGUCCCUUGCCAUAGUAAAAUGUUGGAUGAAUUAAAAUGCCAAAGGCCUUGGCUGUGAGCUGCAAGAACCCAUCACAUUCGUCCCAAACCCUUUUGUACAGUAGAAUUCCUAAUAGCUCUGCCACUCUCUGGGCCAUUAGUAUUCAGAGAAGCUCAGCUCUUUCAGGCUGCACUCCAAGUACAGAGGCCGGGGACUGGACAGGUGGCUUCUUUCUCCUCCCAGAGGCACAAGGAUGAGUGGAAACUUGAUGGUAACAAAGCACACUUGCAAGUGCUGCUCAGAAACAAAUGGGGCACUCGGCAUAGCAGAGCCCUAGGCACGGGUGAGGGGACCUUCACUCACUGUAGAUGGCUCCCUGCGCUGAGACCUGUCCAUGUCUGAGUGAGAUUGCACUCUGAGUGAAGGCUCAGCUCCUUUCUUCCCACUUUUCCCGAGUAACUCAUUUUCUUUUAAAAAAACGUAUUCAAAGUGUCCUAUUUUCUAGCACGUGACUAGUAUAAUUAGUUUGGGCAUAGCAGAGUAAAGUUAAGGGGAAGAUGUUUUCAUAGUUCUACAGAUGGGUCAGCACAAUCACCAAAGACCAAACAUGGUCCAAAGUCUGUUUUCAUGGAACCAGAAACCUUAUACAUGACUUUCACAGGCUUAAAGUUUUAUUUUAAUUUUAAAGUAUUAUUUUGUGACAUGAAAAUUAUAUUAAAGCCAGAUAUAGUGGAACAUGCCAGUAACCCCUUGCAUCUGGAGGCUAAAGCAUGAUUGUCAAGAGUUUGAGGCCAGCUUUGAAGACCUAGAAAAACUAUAUCAAGCAAAAACCAAGGCUGAGUAUGGUGACCCAUCCCUGAAAUCCCAGGACUCUGGAAGCCUGAAUAGGAUGACCAUAGCUUGUUGGAGGCCAGCAGAAUGAGAUCUGGAUUAAAAACAAAACCACCCCAACAAACAAAGGAUCAUAUGGAAUUCAAACCUCACCGUGGUCCACAGGUAUUUAUUGGAUAGAGCCAUGAACUCACCCUGUGGAUGCUCUUCUGCACCUGCAGUGGAGUUAAGUAGAUGACAGUGUCAAACACUUCUUCUCUGGCCCUCUCUAGACAGCAUGCCAACCCUGCUUACUAUGUUUAAAGCUACACGCCGAGAAUUAUAAUUCACAAAACAGUUAACCUUUUAGUGACGAUUGCCAUUUAAAAUAGCAAGCAUGGUCUGAGUGUGGUGUUACACACCUAUAAUCCUUGCACUUGGGAGGCAGGUGGAUCUCUGUGAGUUCCAGAAAACCCAGGGAGUCACCACAGAGAGAUCCUGUCUCAAACACAAAACAAUACAAAAAAACCAAAAAUUUUUGUUGUUGUGGGGAUGAAACCAGGGUAUGUAUGUAUGUAUGUAUGUAUUUAUAUUUUAUUUUAUUUUGCAUCCCAGGCUUUCAUAUAUUAGGUUUAUAAAUUAGCAGGUCAGUAUCUCUAACACUGUGCUAUUUUUUAGCCCAUAAGAAACACUUUAAUAUAUUUACUUAUUAUUAUGAGCACGGAUGGUUUGCUGGCAGGUGUGUCUGUGCUCCACCUGUGUGCCUGGUACCCUUGGAAGCCAGAAGAGGUCAUGGGAUCCCCUGGAGCCAGAGUUACAGAUGGUUGUGAGCCACCAUGUGGGUGUUGGAGAUCAGCCCUGGAUCCUAUGGAAGAAAAGUCAGGGAUCUUAACUGCUGAACCAUCUCUUCAAU
This is a messenger RNA of Chionomys nivalis (European snow vole), 4199 nucleotides long. RefSeq names its product protein phosphatase 1 regulatory subunit 3G (gene Ppp1r3g). Gene Ontology annotation, cellular component: protein phosphatase type 1 complex. The coding region runs from base 698 to 1744 and encodes 348 amino acids. Gene Ontology annotation, molecular function: protein phosphatase 1 binding; glycogen binding. The record is from RefSeq and is a predicted model, not a curated record. Lineage: Eukaryota; Metazoa; Chordata; Mammalia; Rodentia; Cricetidae. Gene Ontology annotation, biological process: regulation of glycogen biosynthetic process. The transcript has a single exon.